AUGACUGAACACUAUCCAUCCUAUAUUGUCGAUGCUUUUGCGAAAAAACGGUUUUCUGGAAAUCCAGCAGCAGUUUGUUUGAUUCCUCAGGUCAAGAAAGAUGAAGAGUACUUAAAAAUCGCCUCCGAACUGAAUGUGUCUGAAACAGCAUUUCCAGUUCCAAUUGGUUCUUCAGACUUCUCAAAGUGUUCUCAAUUUUCUCUUCGCUGGUUCACCCCAACAGCCGAAGUACCUUUGUGUGGACAUGCAACACUUGCCACGUCGCAUGUUCUGUUCAAUGAACUCGGAAAUCCAAAUCAAGAAAUCAGAUUCAAUACACAGACAGGAAUUCUCGUAGUCAAAAGAGAUGAUGCUGGAAAUGUUGAAUUGAAUCUGCCAGAAUAUGAUCUAACAUCCAUCAAAUUCCAUCAUACAGUAAACCCAUUGCAUGGCGUUUUCUCGGAAUUCAAAGCACCACACUUCCUUUUCGAUAUUGUCAAAUGUGUGGUUCCUACGGAGAUGAGUAUUGAAGCAUGUAUGUAUGCAGCAAAACCUCGAGUUCUUGUAGUUGUCGUCGAUCCUCUUACAACAAAAUUCGAGUUAGAAGCUGUCAAAAUUGAUGUUCCGAAAAUUCUUGAAAUUCAAAACAAUGGGUUCCUGCAAGGAAUCGCUCUGACCCUUCGCCCGAAGAAUGCACUAAUCCAAGGAUUCACUGAUUCCUCUGAUGAACCAUUCGACUACGCAUGCCGAUAUUUCGCUCCAUGGCUUGGAAUAAAUGAAGAUCCGGCUACUGGCCAUGCACAGUGUGCAAUGGGCCCACUUUGGUCAAAGAUAACUGGGAAAAAAGAGUUAUACGCUUUACAGGCAUUUCCAAAUCGCGGAGGAUUGUUCCGUUUGCGAUUUCAUGAUGGUCGAGUCAUCCUGAAUGGUCCAUCUGUAACAGUGCUUCGAGGAGAGAUCACAUUAGAUGAACCUACUUUUUACUGA
Caenorhabditis briggsae is the source of this 966-nucleotide messenger RNA. Gene Ontology annotation, biological process: biosynthetic process. NCBI's taxonomy places the organism in Eukaryota, Metazoa, Nematoda, Chromadorea, Rhabditida, Rhabditidae. The transcript is spliced from 4 exons. Gene Ontology annotation, molecular function: isomerase activity. The coding region runs from base 1 to 966 and encodes 321 amino acids. Gene Ontology annotation, cellular component: cytoplasm. The record is from RefSeq and is a predicted model, not a curated record.